This is a messenger RNA of Schistocerca cancellata (South American locust), 1709 nucleotides long. Its product is annotated as meiosis 1 arrest protein-like. The record is from RefSeq and is a predicted model, not a curated record. Lineage: Eukaryota; Metazoa; Arthropoda; Insecta; Orthoptera; Acrididae. Gene Ontology annotation, biological process: meiosis I; male meiosis chromosome separation; spermatogenesis. The coding region runs from base 118 to 1596 and encodes 492 amino acids. The transcript is spliced from 9 exons.
UGACAAGUGAGAUUCUAGUGGGAGAUUCGAAUUAUUGCGGCGCCAAACAUUGGAUUCAUCGUCAAUGUUGGAUAAAGAGUUGUUUGCAGUUCCAUAAAACGAAACAAAGUUGAGAAAAUGAGCCGAUUUUCUCAGAAUACGCGCACAGCAUAUUGUCGUCAGCCAGUGCAACAUGUGCUGCUUGAUAUUGGCUAUCCCAUGACUCCUUUACAUAUAAAAACUACAAUAACCGCUCUACAGAAUGUAUUAACCUUGGCAUGCUCGCUGAGAGGAGGCAUUCGAAUUCCAGGUUUCGGCGUUUCUGUUAUAAAUAAAACAUUCGAACUUAUUUACUGGACAGAUGUAUUGAGAGGAAAUUUUUCGAAGGUAUUACCUGCCCUAAAUUCAGUAGAAAGCUAUGCUGCAGUGAAUGAGAAAUUGUCGGAACAAGAAUUUCAAGACUGUUUAAACUUGGGUAUCUUAUCUGUCAUUGAAGAAUUUAAAACGAGGCAUAAUGGUAUGCCUGGUGGCAGUACUGGAAAUUUUAUGCCUUUACUGCAAAUUACUUUAAUUACAAGAAAAACUGGAUUACCAAUUCUCGAAUUUCUUGAGAAAUUACUUCACAAUAUUGAAAAGACACAACUCAAAAGGAUACAGGUAGCUGAACUUACAUCAUAUGGUGAAAACUCUUUUCAACUAUUGCAAAUGCCAAGCAGAAGGGUUCAAAAUUCUUUGGCAUUUAUUGAACUGGUUUAUCUCACUGAUUCAGAAGAUAAAAUGCAAGAUUUUUUUAAAAUUUGGUUAUGUGACUGUGACAGUGAUCAAGAACAUUUGCGUUUGUUGUUUCCUGGAAAGUCAAAAACUAAAAUUGAUUUUACUGUAAAAUGUGAUAUCAGAGAAAGUAUAAUCAACACACUAUCUUUGCCUUAUGGACAUCGUUAUCAGAUACAAACUGAUUUCUUCAGUUUCCAAUUUGGAGGAAAUAGUGUGGGGAAGAACUCAUCAAAAGAUCUGCCCAUAUUUGAAUUGGAAGUUAUUGCUCGUGUUUCCCUAAGUGGGCUUUGUGAAUCUUUUGUCUUCGGAUUCCCGCACAGACUUUAUCCGACACAGUGUUGGAGACUAGAUUGGGAAGAAAUCCUUUAUAACCAACAGUGUUUUGCAACUAUAUGCCAGUAUCUAACUGAGAAUGAAAUAUAUCUACUUACCAGGAUAAAAGCCCAGCAUCGCUCAGAUCAAGUUUUUGGCUUCUAUAUUUUAGUAGCAGGAGACAAGUCACUUCUUCUAAAGUCAGUAGCCUCAGCUGAAAUUACUCUUCCUUCGCAAGAUGCUGCACAUAGUGGUCAGAUAUCUGAGGAACUUCUCAUCAAAAUGAGUAACAACUUGACUGACCUACCACUGAUUCAGGACUUCAAUCCGCAGUUGUUCAUUUCAGGACUAUACACAGCCCUGAACCAUAACUUAAUACAUGUCAGCUCACUGGGUGCUGAAAGUGGGUUACGGAGCUUUCAUCCAGCAUUUGAUAAUUCAGAGCAAGAAGAUGGAAAACACAAGAGGACCAAGAAGAUCUCUCAACAGCAUAGCUCUUUGCAAAUAGACUUAAAUCCAAGUUCAAAGUAACAUAAUGUACAAAUGACAGAGCGAUACUUCACUGUGAUCUUAGUAACAGUUAAUGUAAUAAUAUAUUUUGAUUUUUCUGGGUUCAUUUUCAUUCUGAAGUUGAUUUCCUGAUA